Penicillium alfredii is the source of this 1788-nucleotide messenger RNA. Its product is annotated as Myb-like DNA-binding domain protein. Lineage: Eukaryota; Fungi; Ascomycota; Eurotiomycetes; Eurotiales; Aspergillaceae. Gene Ontology annotation, cellular component: nucleus. Gene Ontology annotation, molecular function: histone binding; protein heterodimerization activity. The record is from RefSeq and is a predicted model, not a curated record. The coding region runs from base 1 to 1788 and encodes 595 amino acids. The transcript has a single exon.
AUGGAUAAUCACUUGGAUGACUCCAUGCACAAUGCCACAAAACCGUGCAAGCGACCACGUCUGUCUUAUACCCCUGGCUCCUCAGACGAUGUCCCCGAGGACCUGGACCUCCAAACGGCUCGCGCCCAGAACGACCAGCGACUCAAAUCGAUCUUCGAGGGCAUUUUCACCAAGUAUGGCAAGGACUUCACCGAAGUCGGUGAUGAGAUUGAUUUGGAUACUGGGGAUGUCAUAGUAAAUAAUGGCCAUCUACUGGGCAUGCGCGGCGAAGGCGAUACCGGGGACAACGCGCAGACAUGGCGCCAUUCGGAUGGCUCCUCAGAACCAGGAGAUGAGGAUGCUGAGAAUGAGAUAUACGAUUUUGGCGAGGAGGAAGAUGAUGGAUUUCAUCCACCAGAACAGCCCCGGGAGGCAUCCCCAACAAGCAACCUCCAGAAAUUCCGCGACUCUGAAUUCGACAGACCCAGCGUCGAUUCCUUGUGGGAUUCUGCAGCCUACACAAAAGCUGAUCAGCCAGCGCUCAAAUCCGCUUCCCAAGUGCGAUAUGCAUCCCCACAUGUCUACGAUUACACACCACAAGACCCUCUCUGGCGAGUUCCUGAUUUGCCCCAGGCCUUCUCAACUCCCACUACUGGGAACAGGCGCAUCGAGUCGUCUCCGCGUCUCCCUUGGCACUCCUUGAGAUCAACUUCUCCACCUGGUUCAGGUUCUUUGUGGGCUGUUCCCCCGCCUCGCAGACCACGCACAGUGGGAUCGAAGCCCAAGGCCACGCCGAGCAAGCGCCGGCCAAAGGCGAAGCGCAAGCAUCAUUCAAGCCCAGUCACCCGUGACUGGUCUUUUGCAAAGACACCGGAUGGCAGCGAAUCAGACGAUCCACUGCAAGAGGACCGGCCCUCUCCUACACCAUCAAAAGUGACGAAUAUCCGAGGAAAACUUGGGCGGGCAGACCAUCACGGCUCUCACCAGCCGACUCCCGUGGGUCACACUCCUGAGGAACAGAACUCUGCACAUAUAUAUGACGACACGCAAGCUUCUCUACAGCGUGAAGUUUCAUUAAGCACACCUGUCCAGGAAAGCGAUCCAACCGUCAACCCCUCCAAACCAGCCUCUACCCUGGUUCUGGAAGGCACGCCCACCAAAUCUCUUGGUGGUAUGACCCCUGACGAAGCCAAAUUGGCAAUCUGUCUCCGGCAUGUCCAGGGCAAGAGAUGGGGUGAAGUUUUGGAUUCAUUACCAGGACGCAAGCUAGCCAACCUCUGCGUGUGGAAUGCCUGGCACUGGACCCAUCGCCGCGCCAACCCGCCUCACUUAUCAGAGCCGUGGUCGCAAACCGAACUGGACACGCUAGCCUGGCUGGAUGAGCAAUCGGGUCUCUCUUGGGCUGAAAUACAGGCGGAAUUCCCGGGCCGCUCUCAAGCCGAGAUUGAAUUUGAAUUAUUCCGGAUCUGGGUUGGAGAUGAAAUCUGGAAUGGCAAGCAACCGACCGCGUCUCCCACGCAGGAUGAGACGGACCAAGAAGAAGAGCAAGAGGCAGAUACCCCAAGAGCCUCAAUAGAUCUGCCCCCUGUCGAGGAGAGUCCAGAGGCAACCCCGUCGAUUGUUGGCGACGAGAUUCAGCCAGAAUUUGAACAGCUUGUGGAAGACGACGAUCUAGUUCUGGUUACCAGCGAGGUAUCAUCGCCCUCCAAGCUGUCCGCCAUCCAUUUCGACAGUCCGGCUCCCAGUCGUAAACGCACCAUAUCUCCUGAGCAACCCUCACCAGCCAAGCGUGUCAAACUGUCCUUCUGA